AUGCGCCUGCGCACUGCGCCUUUGACCGAUAACUCUCCGGGGGAGUGCCGGGUAGACGUCACUCCAUUGUCGAAAACUACCACAACUAUCCCGAUUGGUGGCACCUCUGAACGCGCGCAAAUAGGAAAACUGUUACACCAACUGCCACAUCAAAAAAUGAUCAGGUCUUGCUCGUCCGUCUUCAGGUUUCGAUUGAACUCCGGCACGUUUGUUUCGAAGUCAGCAACUUCCAGCUAUUCCCUACCAAGCUUGGAUCGACGAAGGUAUUCUAUUUCGAAACCGGUCGUAUACUUGGAUCAUCCGCCGGAGAGCUCUGGUCUAGAGGGAAUCACUUAUCUCAACUUGAAUCGGCCCGAAGCCAAGAACGCUAUUUCAAUGGAACUACUGCAUCAAAUGUCUACCUGCUUGGGCAAAGUAAGGUUCGAUGGCACUCGUGUCUUGAUUUUAAAGUCGUCCGUAUCAGGAUCGUUUUGUGCCGGUGCGGAUCUCAAGGAGCGUCGCCAAAUGAGCAAGGUCGAAGUCUCAAAAUUCUUACACGACCUGCGUAACGCUUUACAUGAGUUGGACACGCUUCCAAUGCCCACGAUUGCUGCCAUCGACGGGCCUGCACUCGGUGGCGGGCUUGAGCUAGCACUAGCAUGUGAUCUCCGGGUCGCUGGCUUGGUGGAUUAUGUUUCUGAUGCUCAAGUCUCAGCGGCAGACCAUGCAAGCGAAGUCGCUCGCGGAAUUCUUCCAAAUGGGCCUGUGGCAAUCAAAGCCGCCAAGCUAGCCAUCAAUCGUAGCGUUGAGGUUGAUCUUGAAACCGGUCUUGACUUUGAACGACAAUGCUACAAUACAGUUUUGGAAACAAAGGAUAGGAUUGAAGGAUUGAAAGCUUUCAAUGAGAAACGCCAGCCGAGAUUCACAGGCGAAUAG
Puccinia triticina is the source of this 915-nucleotide messenger RNA. RefSeq lists its product as uncharacterized. Gene Ontology annotation, cellular component: mitochondrion. The record is from RefSeq and is a predicted model, not a curated record. The coding region runs from base 1 to 915 and encodes 304 amino acids. NCBI's taxonomy places the organism in Eukaryota, Fungi, Basidiomycota, Pucciniomycetes, Pucciniales, Pucciniaceae. The transcript is spliced from 4 exons. Gene Ontology annotation, biological process: fatty acid beta-oxidation. Gene Ontology annotation, molecular function: enoyl-CoA hydratase activity.